AUGAAGGCAAGGUUUAGGAGCAACAACAUUGUUGAAGUUAGAAAAGGAUCUGCGGUGUUAAAUUCUGUGGAGGAAGUGAAAGCUGAAGUUAGGAGACAUUAUGCUGCCAAGUUCACAAAUCAUUUCACCCCAAGACCCGAUCUUCGCAACAUCGCCUUUGAACGAUUAUCAACAGAAGAGAGUGCAUGCCUAGAGGAGUUGUUUACAGAAGAGGAGAUUAAAAGUGUGGAUAUCCUAUGCAGGGAGAUAGUGGAUGUGAUUCAAGAGUUCCAUAUGAAGGGAAGGUUACCAAAAGCUUAUACAUCAUCUUUUCUUGCCUUAGUUCCUAAAAGAGAAAUGCCUCAAUCUCUUGAAGACUACAGACCAAUUAGUCUCAUCAACGGCAUUCUGAAAAUUAUUUCAAAGGUACUGGCUGUGAGAUUAAGGAGGUGGAUGGGUUGGAUGGAAGCGAUUGUAUUUACAAGUUCUAUGUCUGUUCUGGUCAAUGGAAGCCCGACAUCGAAAUUUCAAGUUAUUAGGGGUUUGCGCCAGGGUGACCCUCUAUCACCCUUCUUGUUCGCUAUUGCUGCUGAAGGUUUGGCUGGGCUGGUAAGGGAGGCGUCAAGCAGAGGUUGGUACAAGGGAUUUAGAAUUUCAAACGAAGUUGAGUAUUCUUUACUGCAAUUCGCUGAUGAUACAAUCAUGAUUGGGGAUGGUUCUACAUCUAACUUAUGGACGCUGAAGGCCAUCUUCAGAGGGUUUGAGAUGGUGGAAAUCAUAGGAAGGUGA
Molecule: messenger RNA, 768 nt
Organism: Vicia villosa (hairy vetch)
Lineage: Eukaryota; Viridiplantae; Streptophyta; Magnoliopsida; Fabales; Fabaceae
Exons: 4
Coding region: 1-768 (255 amino acids)
Source: RefSeq, a predicted model, not a curated record